GGGUAUGUGAAGCGUAGCUCGUCUUCAAAUAUAUACAGUGUUGAAACAUGUUGCUGAUGAAGAGUAGUCAAUUAUGGAACGCCUCGCUAGGAAUCUACGAUCCGUAUUCUAAGAAGCAUGAAAUUGUCGAGUUCCCAGGAAUCUCUCACAAUCCCGACUUCCACAUGGGCGCCGUCCAGGUGGACCGAAAGACGGGAUUGGUCUCAGUCAUCGCGGACGCAGCACCUGCCUUCCCUUCAGAGGGCAAGGAUAUCUCUGGUACUAAUUGGCUCCUCAAGUACGACCCAGUUGCCAAAGAAGUCAUCUACAAGAUCAAUCUCACGGAGACAUCUCAAGGGAAAUACGGCGGGUUUCAAGACAUCGAGCAAGAUCCCGAAGGCAACGUCUUCGUUGUUGGAACAUGGCCCGGAACACUUCUGAAAGUCAGCAAGGACGGAAAGAAGGUCACUCCUUGGUAUCUUCCUGAGAACAUCGUACAAACGCAGAAGGGCAUAGGCGGCAUUGCAGCGCUUGACUACCUCCUGCUCGCUCAGGGUUACCCCACUCCUAACGCAAUCUGGCGCUUCGAUCUCAAGGCAGAGAAAGGUGUCCCGACAACUGUAAAGAUCACCAAUGCAAAUUACACCUUCGGCCAGAGCGAUGCAAUCUACCUUCCUCCCAAAUAUGAAGGAAAGGUCCUGCUUGUCGCCGAGGAUACGAUUGGCAUAUCUGUAUUCCGAUCCGCAGACGCGAAAUGGGAUACUGCAGAGUACAAAGGCCUUGUCCCCAUUGGACCCGUCGAUCCUGGAACCAGCGUCGUGACGCCUGCGCAGGUUGGCGAUGGCAUCUACCAAGUGUUGGAACCGUUUGGUGAUGAAGGCAUUGGUGGACCUGGAACCGCUGGCAAUAGGACCGAUUUCUUGUUCCGAGACAUCACAGCUGAAAUAGCAGCACUGCUAAAAUAAAGCAACUGCGUGCCGUUUUUCCUGGCUGCUUGCUUGUUGUAUCGUAAAAAGAAUAGUGCUUUGUAGCAGUAUCACAUGAAUGCGAUGACUUAUGUAUAUGGAUGAACGACACGAGGAGCAGGAAUACAAAAGCUGCGCACAACUAACGGAAUGUUUCAGUUGUUUUGAAGUAGUGAUUGUGAGGACCGCCCAUGGACCUAUUUCUCCCGUAUAACAGGCCCGUCAAGAGUCAUGAUUUGGCCUGUGAGAUUCAAUGCCGAAGGCUAUCAACAUAAUAAAAAAACCAAGUCACAUUGUGAACUUAACCACAG
Molecule: messenger RNA, 1255 nt
Organism: Aaosphaeria arxii CBS 175.79
Lineage: Eukaryota; Fungi; Ascomycota; Dothideomycetes; Pleosporales
Exons: 1
Coding region: 48-944 (298 amino acids)
Source: RefSeq, a predicted model, not a curated record